GUAUUUGUUAAUUAAAUGUUUGCAAAACUAUGCCACGACAAAAAUAUUAAAUUUGAGCGCAAAAAAGAAGUUUAACCAUCAUGGAAAAGCGACAACGUGAGCUAGAGGCGCUGGUGACAACGCAAAAGGAGCAAUUAUCGCGUUACGAAAAGCGUCUAAAGGACGUGGUCACCGCAUACAAGGGAUUGCUUAAAGAAAAAGAGGCGUUGGAAACAAGCUUGGCGGCGCAUGCAGAAGCUACUGGUGUCAAGGAUGUGGGUGACGCAAGUGUAAGCAAACAGAAUGUAGAUGGAGAAGGCGCUACUGCCACUGGUUCUGUAGCUGCUAACGACACUGUUAGCAGCGAUGACAAGGGCCAGCUGCAGACACAAAUCAUAACGCUAAUGAACUCAUUAGCCACGCUGUCUGCGGAAAAGUCACGCAUGGAGGCUUCAUUCCAGGCGGACAAGAAGCAACUGCGUGCGCAAAUAGCACAAAAAGAGCAGCAAAUACAGGAGUCCUUAAAUAAGGCUAAGGAGCAGGCUGCGCGUGCCAAAAACGAUGUGGAUGAAGUCAAAGCGAAGUGGAUAAUUGAACGGCAAGAGCGCGAGAAGGAGACUAACAAUCAAAUGAUUAUGUUGCGGGAACUUCAAAAGCUUUACGCCGACGAGCGGCAUCUCAAAGAGAACAUUGAAAUGCAACUUAAUAACUUUAAGACACAAUUUGCCAGCAAUGAGGCCGAGAACACGCGAAUGCGUGAGCUGCAGUUGCAGCUAAAAGAGGCCACAGCGCAGCUUAAACAAUGUCAAACCAAACUGGAGAGAAACAAUGCUACGGAUAAUGCGGACAGUGGUGGUGUGCUGCAGCAGGUGCGCCAGGAGAUGCAACAACUGAAGGAGCAACAUGCUGUGGCCAUCAAACAGGAGCAAAGACGUGUGCUGCGUGCCGAGGAGCAGAGUCGCCGCCAAGCGUCCCUACAUGAGCAACGUGUGGCCAAUUUGGAGGCACGCCUAGCCGAGCUAAGCAGCACUGUAGGCAACUAUGAUCGCUUGCGCCAGCAGGAUCAGCAUAGCAUACAUGCGCUCAAGCAGCAGCUACAUGAGCUGGAGGCAUGCCAAAGCAGAGCAGCGCCUGCGCCGCUUGCGCUAAGCGACAACGAGCCAGACAUAAGCGCACUGGUGGACGAGUUAGUGCGUUUAAAGAAGCUGCUUAUAAGCGCCAAUGCACGUUCUUCCAAUCCGAUGGAUCUGAGCCAUGUGCUGGGUCAUGUGGGUAGCGUGGAUAGUCACGUCAAGUGCGAGCAGCAGUUGCAGAGCCUGCAAAAACUGCUGGAGGAAUCAAAGCAGCAACGCAUGCUGCUGGAGCAAACUAUACAACGACAACAGGCGCAUAUACAAACGCUGCAGGACAAGGUGCAAGUGCUUAAUCAUAAUAUAGACGCUGCCGAGGAGGAGCUCAAGCAGCAAAGCGACAAGAUGCGCUACGCGUUAAAGCAAGAGCGCACCAAGUGGCAGGAAGCCAAGGCUGAGCUGGAGAAUGAAACACGCUGUAAACUAAACGAACUGGAGCAACUGCUGCAAAAGCAACGUCAACGUUCGCUGCAGCUGCUGGACGAAAAGGAGCAGGAGAUAAAAACGCUGCAAACCUCCUUUGAGGUAUUCCACAGACCCAGUGUAACGACACUAGACACCGCCGAGGCUGUAGCCUACUCCUCCGAUGCAGACAGCAAUGAUGUGGAAGAGUCUGACCGUGAACGUGAACGCGCCAAGCUUAAGCUGAAGCCCAAGAAACUGUCGCUGGGCGAGAAUUGUCACAUGCUGCACUAUGCCAAUGAACUGGCACGCAAGGAUAUUGAAAUUGCUGCUCUGCGUAAAUCCAAAUACAGUGCCGAGUGCACGCUGCGCAAGGCCAUACAGGAUAAGGUGACCGCACAGCAGGAGAUGCAUGGCAAGAUUGAGUGCCUCGAAGAGCAAGUGGACAGGCUGGAACGCUGUCAGACACGUGAGGGCGCUAAUCUGGAGUACCUGAAAAAUGUCAUUAUUAGCUUCAUUGUUACACGGGAUGCUGAAGGCAAGCGGCAUAUGCUGAAUGCCAUUAGCGCCGUGCUGCAGUUCACCAGUGCCGAGAUGCAAACCAUUAAUACAACAUUCCAGAAAAAAUAAUUCAGAAGUUGUCUAACAAAAAUAAUUAAA
This is a messenger RNA of Drosophila busckii, 2171 nucleotides long. It is a transcript of the gene GCC88, whose product is annotated as GRIP and coiled-coil domain-containing protein 1. The record is from RefSeq and is a predicted model, not a curated record. NCBI's taxonomy places the organism in Eukaryota, Metazoa, Arthropoda, Insecta, Diptera, Drosophilidae. The transcript is spliced from 3 exons. The coding region runs from base 81 to 2141 and encodes 686 amino acids. Gene Ontology annotation, cellular component: Golgi apparatus.